UCUCUGUGUUAAAACAACCCAAUCUCUCUGGGUUAAAACAACCCAAUCUCUGUGUUAAAACAACCCAAUCUCUGUGUUAAAACAACCCAAUCUCUCUGGGUUAAAACAACUCAAUCUCUGUGUUAAAACAACCCAAUCUCUGUGUUAAAACAACCCAAUCUCUGUGCUGAAACAACUCAAUCUCUGUGUUAAAACAACCUAAUCUCUGUGUUGAAACAACCCAAUCUCUGUGCUGAAACAACCCAAUCUCUGGGUUGAAACAACACAAUCGCCGGGUUUGUCUAUUUUUUUAACCCAACUUGGGUUGUUUUUAAUCCAGUAUUUUUUGGAGUGUAGGCAUCAUUUAGAAAUGUUAAUAUAAUCCUUAUUUUUAGUAUCAGCAGGAUUUAAUAUAAUAUAACAAUAUAUCUGUACUGAUUUCAUAGAAUCACCCAGAACUGAUGAUUCAAGCCGUUAUUUCAUGAGUGAUGAAGAAAAUAAUCUGUGAUAAUAAUUAUAUUUGACUGUAUGAUUGUGAAUGUGCAGCACUGACAGAAUGAGAGAUUAUGAGUUCAUUAAACUCUGAGCUAAUGAACAUACGGCGCUCUGAUGAGUAUUACUGAUACAUCAGCACAUCUCAGACUAAUUAAUGACCAGUGAUCUAACGACUGAACCUCAAUCAGUUCUCAAGUUGUACAUAAAACAAACUAUUAAUUCAAUACUUGCCAUUUUCUUUGUAAAUUUUUAUUUUUGUGAAAACUUGUUUCUACACCAGAUUUCUUCAGUGUUUGUGUCUUUAAACGACAUUUGCUGUCUAAUGAAAAACACUUCCUGAUCUUGAGACCCUUUCUACGACACUGUAAGUGUGUGUUUGCAGAAUAUUCAAACAAUCUCAAUCAGCGAUGAACCACUUCUGUUCAUACAGAUUCUCUGAAAUGUUCUUAUUUCUCGUGUUUUGAGGGUGUUUUCCUGGACUCUGCUGAAGAACAUGAUUCUGAACACACACUUCUGUCAGCGCUUGAUCCGUCAUGACAUCAUCAUGUGUGUGUGUGUGUGUGUGUGAGGAUUAUGGAGAGAAGCAGUGUGUGUUCAUCUCUGGAUCACUCUCAGGCUGAUGAUGGAGGUGAUGGAUGUGCUGAUGGAGCGCUCUGACGGGACGGAGGCCGGACGAUCUCCACAGACCGACGGAUUCAGCAGCGAGUGUCUUCUGCCGCCGGACACCGACUUCAUGAUCGAUGAGCGGAUCUCUCCUCACAGCGGUCUGGAGGUCAGCGACCGCCUCACGUACCUGGAGCAGCGCGUCCAGAUGCAGGACGAUGAGAUCCAGCUGCUGAAGAUGGCGAUGGCCGACGUGCUGAAGAGACUCAACAUCUCCGAGGAGCAGACGGCCAGAGCUCCGGUCAAAGCGGCGGCGGUGCGUCCCGUGUCUCUGAGGAAGAGCUCCAGCUCCACACUGCCCUCUACACCUUCCUCCAGGACCUGCAGCCCGAGGACGUCUGCCGUGAGCGUCAAAGACACGACGAGCGCUAAAGCUCGGACGACCAGCAGCAGCUGCAGGAAACUGCUGGAGACCAAACCAAAGCAAACAGGUGCAAGUGUAACAGGCUCCAGGCGUGUCACUCACUGCAAAGAUUUAUCUGAGGCCGCUGUCAAGAAGGACUGGGUCAACUGAGACGCCGGCGGCGGUGAUGAUGUCGAAAACAGCCGUGGAACAGAGUAACGCUGUAGAUGUCAGAAGCCCAGCGUUCACCGCACUCGUCCAGAAGAGCUCGUGUCAAAACUACAAGAGUCCCGUCAAAUCACCCAGUCAAUACUUCCAGAUCUGUUACUGAAGUAAAGACUCGCAUCACACAAACAUUCGGCCCGUUUCAGUGAUGCUCUGAUUCAAUGUUAGUGUUGUUUGGGUUAGAGAGUGAAGAAUGCGGCUGAUGCAUUCGUUUUUGGUGCAGAAUUACAAUAAAAUCUCAUUCAUACUAUGUUUGAUUCUAAUUCUGUGUACAAACAUUUACAGCCAGAUUAUAUACAGACUGUGAAGUUCCUGACUGCCAUCUGCUGGUUCAGUGAGAGGAUUCAGCUGAAUUUUACCCCAUUCAGGUCCUGUCUGGCCCAGAAUAUAUCUUUCAUUACAUAAGAUGACAUUGAGAAAGCUGAGCGUCACUUUUCUUGAUGAACAAAUCCAUCCAAAAAUAGCCAAAAACCCAAAUAAAGACUGAAAUCUGGUGUUUAUAUUA
Ctenopharyngodon idella (grass carp) is the source of this 2210-nucleotide messenger RNA. RefSeq names its product echinoderm microtubule-associated protein-like 1. The transcript has 7 exons. NCBI's taxonomy places the organism in Eukaryota, Metazoa, Chordata, Actinopteri, Cypriniformes, Xenocyprididae. The record is from RefSeq and is a predicted model, not a curated record. Bases 1094 to 1651 code for a protein of 185 amino acids.